ACAGACAGCUUGGAAAGGUUGGUGCCGUCACAUGCAGAUGCAGCUACACCACACGGAAAAGAGCCAGCCCACGCUCCAAUCAAACGCAGGAGUAGAAACACGCAAACCGCUCCUUCGCAAACAGAUUUGGUCGUCGAUGAGACGAGAUCGAGGGCGUUGAUCUCCGAUCCAACGGUGGUACGCGACCGACAGUAGGAGGGAGGAUACGAGCUCGUCUUCUUCUUCCUCUUGGCUCCAACCAAUCGCUCUUCUUCCCCUUCUGGCUCCCGCCGCGGUUCUUCCUCCUCGUUUCCGGCAAUUCGAGGAUAUUUCUCGCCGUGGUGGGACCGAGAGAUCAGCCGUCGGGAGGAGCGGCUGCCUGCGGGCGGGAGAGGAGAUGAUCACGCGAGCCAAGCUCGUGGAGCAGCUGCGGGACCACCAGAUCCGGUCGGCCCAGUCCUACUCCGCCGCGCUCGCCGUCUUCUCGCCCAGCCCCCACAUCGCCUCCAGGAAGGAUCUGAAGGUUGCUCUCAUCUAUGCGGUCUUGUUUUGUUUUCUCAUGGUGUCCUGCUAUGUUGCCCUUUACUUGAAAUGGUUCAAACUUUCAGCCAUGUUUGUAAUUUUCGGAAUUCUUCUUCCAGUGAGUCUCAAAAUCUCUAGGCAUAGAAGGCUCAAGAGGAAAAGAGAAAGGAGAUUACUGUUACCACUGUCCAUGUGAAUAUGUUUCCAUAUCAUGUAACAUUUUCAGUAAAGUUGCUCAACUACAGAUAGGAAAUUCCCGGCAGAUUAACUCGAUUCACAGCCCCAGGUUACACUUUCCAGUUUCCAGAAUGCUGUAUGUCUCCUGUUUUUGCUGUUAUGCGCAUGCGUACAUAUGUGCCGACA
Molecule: messenger RNA, 864 nt
Organism: Panicum virgatum (switchgrass)
Lineage: Eukaryota; Viridiplantae; Streptophyta; Magnoliopsida; Poales; Poaceae
Exons: 3
Coding region: 377-697 (106 amino acids)
Source: RefSeq, a predicted model, not a curated record